AAGAGGGUUGGUGACAGAGCAGCAGAGGAGCCAAAGGAGCAACUUGCUGCCUCAGCUGCUUCAGCUAAGAGAGGACCACACCAGCUGUAGGAGACGUUGGCGCUAAUACACAUUGUUCCUCUGUUGUUCAUCUAACUGAAGAGUUGGAACUGUGAAGUUCAUAAAAAAGGAAGACGGCUCCAGGGGAGACUGACCUACAGGCUUCUGUAGCACAUGUCAAAGGGACUGCCACAUCAAUGAGGACACCUGGUAUGGCGGUAUUCAAGCAGGAGAAUGUGGAGGACUUUUAUGAAAUUGUAGAAGAACUUGGAAGUGGGCAGUUUGCAGUUGUCAAGCGUUGUAAAGAGAAGAGCACAGGCACUGCAUACGCUGCCAAGUUCAUCAAGAAGCGCCAGAGUCGGGUCAGCAGACGGGGUGUGAAAAGAGAGGAGAUAGAGAGAGAGGUUGACAUCCUGCAGCAGAUCCAGCACCCAAAUAUUGUAGAGCUGCAUGACGUGUUUGAGAACCGCACAGAUGUGGUGCUCAUCCUCGAACUGGUCUCCGGUGGGGAGCUCUUUGAUUUCCUGGCUCGGAAAGAGUCUCUCAGUGAGGAGGAGGCCACUCAGUUUAUUAAACAGAUACUAGAUGGGGUGCAGUACCUCCACUCGAAGGGGAUUGCACAUUUCGAUUUGAAGCCUGAAAACAUAAUGCUGCUGGACAGGAGCGUCCCUCUACCACGUAUUAAAAUCAUAGAUUUUGGACUGGCACACAAAAUAGAACCUGGGGUAGAUUUCAAAAACAUUUUCGGCACGCCUGAAUUUGUGGCUCCAGAGAUAGUCAACUAUGAGCAGCUAGGACUGGAGGCAGACAUGUGGAGCAUCGGAGUCAUCACCUAUAUACUUUUGAGCGGCCUCUCGCCUUUCCUCGGUGACACAAAGCAGGAAACGCUGGGAAAUAUCUCAGCAGUGGACUACGACUUUGAUGAAGAGUUUUUCAGUAAUACCAGCGAGCUGGCCAAGAGCUUCAUCAGGCAGCUACUGCAAAAGGACACGAGAAAACGGAUGACCAUCCAAGAUGCCUUAAAUCACCCGUGGAUUAAGCCUCUGAAUCCCAGGCAGGCCAUGGAGAAGAGGCUUUCAGUAAUCAACUUGGAGAACUUUAAGAAGCAGUACGCCAGACGCCGCUGGAAGCUGUCCUUCCGAAUUGUGGCUUUGUGCAACCACUUAACAAGGAUUAUGAAGAAGGGUCAGAAGCUGCCUGAAGAAGAUAAGAGGGAUUGUGAAAGUGACCAAGAGGAGGAAAUUCUGAAGAGAAGGCCCAGGACCAGAAAGAGAAGCAGCACUUCCUGAAAGAGUAUUAGUUAAACCCUAUUUCGCAUGUAAAACAAUGACUCUGCACCUUUUUUGAGGCACACUCCGCAGCUGUGCAGCAACCGCAUGUAUUUGAGUUACGGCUGUUUGAGGCGACCUCAGGGUUAGUUUUUGACAAACGGAGCACAUUUUCUGCUGCGUCUCACAAAGAGCAGAGACACUUCUGAAAUGAAAGUUACUUUUGGCAGAAGAAUAUGUAGAGCAGCUAUAUUGUUGACAGUGACUCUUUGUGGGUAUUCAUACUUGCAAGAGAAUGCAGAGGUCUUCUUCUCAUGACUGCAGCCUCAAAAGUGCUUCAGCAGCCGUCUGUUGAUAGUCACACUUUUUUUUUGGUUUUCCUUCACUGGCUACAUGUUGGUGCUGCUGUCUAAAGUAUCAAGAAUUUAAAAUGUUUUGGCCUCCGGAGGAUGACAAAUUGGUAGCAGAUCUUUGUAACCAAAUGUUUACACAUUAUUCUGCACACAGCCCUGUCUGUGCAAACAGUGUUUACCAUUUUCCUGUACAUUUUGCCAGCUCAGCAAUAAUCAUCCUUAGCCUGUAUACAAUUCAGAGCCAUCUGUUUACUGUAUGCUUGUAAAUUAUCAUAUAUCAGCCACCUUUUAUCUGAUGUGUACAUAAAGAUGCCAUAUAAAUCUUUACAUGUGAAGCUAAUUUUGCCAUUUUAAAAUGAAUGCUAUAACGUGAUGUAUUUAUGGUGUAAAUAGAGGCUCUGUAGCUCCAACAAAUGUCUUAAGUUUACUUCAACCUUCGUCUGGGCUCCUCAUAGUAGUGUUCAUAGUUUCAAACAAAUUUAAUGCUAUUCUUGUAUGAACUGAAACUUGGCUUAAUAAAACAGAAAAAUAUUG
Messenger RNA from Girardinichthys multiradiatus, 2194 nucleotides. It is a transcript of the gene dapk2b, whose product is annotated as death-associated protein kinase 2b. The coding region runs from base 237 to 1328 and encodes 363 amino acids. The transcript is spliced from 12 exons. Gene Ontology annotation, molecular function: protein serine/threonine kinase activity; ATP binding. Gene Ontology annotation, cellular component: cytoplasm; nucleus. Lineage: Eukaryota; Metazoa; Chordata; Actinopteri; Cyprinodontiformes; Goodeidae. The record is from RefSeq and is a predicted model, not a curated record. Gene Ontology annotation, biological process: positive regulation of apoptotic process; intracellular signal transduction; protein phosphorylation.